This is a messenger RNA of Octopus sinensis (East Asian common octopus), 432 nucleotides long. RefSeq names its product protocadherin beta-14-like. The coding region runs from base 1 to 432 and encodes 143 amino acids. Gene Ontology annotation, cellular component: plasma membrane. NCBI's taxonomy places the organism in Eukaryota, Metazoa, Mollusca, Cephalopoda, Octopoda, Octopodidae. The record is from RefSeq and is a predicted model, not a curated record. The transcript has a single exon. Gene Ontology annotation, molecular function: calcium ion binding. Gene Ontology annotation, biological process: homophilic cell-cell adhesion.
AUGUUUUUACUGAUGACUCUCGUACUUAUAAGAUUUACAAAUGGAAGAGUUGUUUACACGAUUAUUGAAGAGGAACCUCCAGGAAUAGUCUUGGGGAAUAUUUAUGACCAGUUCAACAUUACUAGAAAACAUUACUUGGCAAAUAUAAUUCUCACACAAAUUACCAAAAACACAUUUUCGAAAAUUUAUCCCAAUUUAGUGACGUUAGAGACAAAAUCGGGGAACUUGAAAUUAAACUCUAAGAUUGACCGGGAGAAAAUAUGUCCCAGCGCUAAGGAACAAGAAGAAUGUCUAUUAGACAUGCAAAUAUACUUAUCCUCCAUAGAUAAACCUCUAACUGCCAACCUUCUGGUGAUUGACAUAAACGACAAUCCUCCUUAUUUUCUUUCAAAAAAGUAUUAUAUCAAAGUAAUUCUAUUUCCCAUAACUUAA